Lytechinus pictus (painted urchin) is the source of this 2224-nucleotide messenger RNA. RefSeq names its product probable Bax inhibitor 1. Gene Ontology annotation, cellular component: mitochondrial membrane. The transcript has 10 exons. Gene Ontology annotation, biological process: negative regulation of RNA splicing; negative regulation of endoribonuclease activity; cellular response to unfolded protein. The coding region runs from base 265 to 990 and encodes 241 amino acids. Gene Ontology annotation, molecular function: enzyme binding. NCBI's taxonomy places the organism in Eukaryota, Metazoa, Echinodermata, Echinoidea, Temnopleuroida, Toxopneustidae. The record is from RefSeq and is a predicted model, not a curated record.
AUACAUGUAUUUUUCGCAAACUACAUCUCUAUAUGAUUUUUCGAGAACUUUUCAAGAAAAGGGCGCGGCGUGCCCAUUUGGACGCUUGAGGGCGGGCUAUACAUAUACGUAAUUUAUUUUACUGCAAUUGAUCCACAAGUACAACAAACCCUAGAAAAAAUAAGUUCAAACUCUACCCUACCACUAGUAGAGAAUUGCUGACGAGAAUUCUCUGUCAAGAAAGCGAAGCUUUUGAACCAUCUCUCACCCUCUAACUGAUCAACAAUGGAUUUUCUCAGUGGAAAUCGUAAAAUUGAAUGGAAUGCUCUGUUCCAGUUUUCACAGCUGACAAAAGAUUGUCAGUCUCACUUGAAGAGAGUCUACUCCUGUUUGGCAAUGUGCAUGAUGGCUGCAGCUGUAGGAAGCUAUGUCAACGCUGUGCUUCAUAUUCUUCAGGGUCAGUUCCUGACAACUAUCGCAACUUUGGGCCUCUUCUUCUGGCUUCGUAGCAUUCCACAGACAGUAGAGAACCAGGGCAAGAGACUCUCCAUUCUCCUGGGAUUUGCCUUCUGUGUUGGUGUCAGCACUGGACCCCUGCUCACAGUUGUUGCAGAAAUUGAUCCAUCGAUCAUCACAACAGCAUUCAUGGCUACCACUGUAGUCUUUGUGUGCUUCAGUCUGGCUGCCUUGAUGUCACAGCAGAGAACUAUGCUCUUCUUGGCAGGACCUUUGAUGUCAGGUCUGUCUAUGAUGAUGAUCAUGUCUCUUGUCAACAUCUUCUUCAGGUCUGCCAUGGUGUUUCAGUUUGGCCUGUAUAUUGGAGUGGUAAUCUUCAGUGGAUUCAUCCUCUUUGACACCCAACUCAUUGUUGAGAAACACCUCCGAGGUGAUAGAGACUUCAUCAUGCACUCUGUGGAUCUGUUCCUUGACUUUGUCAACCUGUUCCGUCACAUCCUGAUCCUUUUGGCUCAGAACAAUGAGAACAAGAACCGUCGCAACAGAAAGAAGUAGAUUCACCCUUCUCUCCGCUUCAAGCAUUAUGGAAACAUCUGAAAUUUUCAUUUCAAUUUCAUGAAUUUCAAAAGAUAAUUAACACAUCUAAUUUUCAUAUUUUAUAAUUUUCAUAGAUUCUAUUAUUAAAAUUUUGAUAAGCAUUUGUGCAUAAUGGUCAAUGUUGCUGCUGUGACAGACAAAGCAGAUGUGGAUUAUAUAGUUAACAAUCGGGGAGAGUCACAAGCAUUUAGAUUUAUGAGUCAAAUAUAAAUAUCAAGAAUGAACAUUAGUAUAGCUCAGUUCUCUUAUUUAAUUACCAUUCAUUUAAUCCAAGGACAAUUCAACACUUGUACCUGUUAAUAUUUGUGUAAUGUGGCUACUGUGUUUCUGUGUAUGCUAUGGUGAAGUUUAAAAAAAAAAUCCAUCGACUUUUGGGUUAAUACUGAUCUUUGGUAGAGAAAGUCAUAAGAAUUUAAAAAUAUGGUUACUUUAAACCUCAGAUGAUGAUAGUAAUAUGUAGCAUACAGCACCAUAUACAUGUAUCUCAUUGACCGUUUGCCUAUUGAAGGGCCCUGUAUAUAACCCUGACUUCAGAUAAUACAAUGAUACAAAAAUAUUUAGAUAUAUCCCAGAAACAUUAUCAUUAUCAUUAAACCUUUUUUUUUCUUUCCACAAUGUCUUUAUAACACUUGUUAAUUUUUCAGAUAGGGUUCCUGGUUCUUUUGAUAGAAAAGGAUAAGGCAUAAUAUUUCUUGAGAAAUCAAAGACGUAUGAAGCUUCUGAAUUCUUGAAGGAAAAGGAAUAAAGUGUCAUUGUGUAGGUGGAUAUUGUAAUUGCAUAAAGUAUAACCAUCUCAGCAUUGUUUAAAUUAUAGUUCUUUAGCAUGAGGUUAUGUCGGGCUCAAAUUUAUAAGUAAACCUGCACAACAUGAUUCUCACAUGUACAAGUUUCUUUUAUGUGAAUAUGAAUAUUUUUCACCUCACUAUUUGAAUGUGAUUAUUUCUUCAUAGGUCAAAUGUAUACAAAACGCAAAUUGGAUAUCAUUUGUUUGUAAAUCAUCAUGAUUAAAUAUUUCAUCUCGUAAAUAUAGUAUAUAUAUUGUAGCUUUAUCAGUUCAAAGGAAUGUAAAGGAAAACAUCUUAUUGAAUCACCUAGAUAUAAGGUAAUCUUUAUUGACAUUUUUUAUGUUCAACUUUUAAGUUGUACACAAUUUGAUUUACAACUAAAGAAAUCUUGUAUCACUUGCAUUUAA